CCMUCUUUUUGAAAGAAAAUCCAUCGCUCCCUCCUCACAUAGACCUUUAGAGUUUCUCGGUCGUGUUGCCGAAUCGCAGCCGAAGCACAACAAACAAAAAAGUAGUAUAUCGAAAAUCGACAGAAAGAGUCACCGAGCUUCUUCCAAGAAAAUUAGACACACACAGUUGAACAAUAUGGCAUCACUCUCCCUCCCACCGCCUCGAAAUUCGACGGGUGUUGCGCUCUCUUCCACCAAAGCCAGCGACGUCGCUGAAAGCACGGAAAUGGUCGUCAGCUCCGCCGACAACGACAACGAAAGAACAGAGGACUUUGCACGACCCGCCGCAAAGCCCAAGAGCAACUCCGCAGCCAACAACAAGGCUCCGACCUACCACCAACGCUGCAAGGCGGCGGCGGACCUUUCCCGCCUGCCACCCUCGGAACGAAAGAAAAAGAAGCUCUUCGUUCCACGCUCCCUGAAGGACUUUGACGACGGAGGAGCCUUUCCCGAGAUUCACGUGGCACAGUACCCCCGCCACAUGGGCAAUCCCCACCUCAAGAAAAAGAAGGGGCAGGUGGCCUCUUCGGGGGCCGGUGGCAGUAUCAGCACUUCCCGCGCCAUUGUUAAUGUGGAGGUUGACAAGAACGGGGAAAUUUCGUACGACGCGAUCGUCAAGGGUGGAACCAACUCGGACAAAACCGUGUAUUCCCGGUACGAGGAUCUUCGCGGGGGGGAGGCGAAACCGGAAGACGUUGCCCUUCCCAGCGCAGCAGAGGAAGCCGAAACCGCAAACCGCACCCAAUUGGCCUUGCAGAAACUCCUGGUUGAUAAGACCGCUCUAAAUAAGCCUUCUGGAUCAGCGAUUGCCAACGCAAACACAUCGAAAGACAUUGAAAAGAAUACUCAGUUCAUCAAAUACACGCCGCGACCGGAUGCCCCCGGUUAUAAUCCCGCGGCCGCACAACGCGUGAUUCAGAUGGUUCCGGCCCAGGUCGAUCCGAUGAUGCCACCAAAACAUCAGCACAAGAAGGCGCCACGGGGACCAGCGGAAGACCCCGUCCCGGUUCUUCAUGCACCGCCCCGAAGGUUGACCAAGGAGGAACGCGACCAAUGGAACAUCCCCGCCUGCAUCAGUAAUUGGAAAAACACGCGCGGUUACACGAUUCCGCUGGACAAGCGAUUGGCGGCCGAUGGACGAGGACUGCGGGAGCACACCAUAAAUUCGAACUUUGCCACACUCAGCGAAAGUUUGUACGUAGCGGAACGCCAAGCGCGACAAGAAGUUCGGCUUCGAGCCCAGGUCCAAAAGAAACUAACCAUGCAAGAAAAGGACCGACGGGAGGAGGAGCUGCGGAGAUUGGCCAACCAGGCCCGUCUGGAGCGAAGCGCGGCCUUGGGCGAGGCAAGCAGCGCGAAAGAAGCCGUGAGCGACGAAACGGGCGGAGAUCGUCGGCCACAACAAUCUUCAAUUUCCGACGAAGAGCAUUCCGACGACGACAGAAGCCAGCGCCAGAGCAAUCAGAAAUCGAACAAGGUGGACGAGGACGACGACGUUGUUGCCGCGCGACAACGAGAGCGUCUCCGAAAAGAAAGACGGCGGGAACGAGAACGCGAGCUUCGCCAAGAGAACAACGCGGAACUGAAAAAAAGAAAGCUUGAAAAAGAACGAGAUGUUUCAGAAAAGAUUGCACUAGGGGUUCACACCGGAUCAGGCGGAGCAGGAGAGGCCGAUUCGAGGUUGUACAAUCAAUCCGCGGGAAUGGAUUCUGGUUUCGGAGCCGAAGACGAAUACAACACAUACUCGAAACCUCUCUUCGAUCGCCAGGGUGUAACCUCGGCGUCCAUCUACCGGCCCACUCGGGGAGAAACGGAACACAACGCCGACGAGUCUUACGACAAGCUCGUGAAGGGGGCGACGUCGAAAUUUCAACCGUCCAAGGGCUUUGCCGGAGCCGAGGGUGGAGCAGACAUACAAGCGGGACCAAGAACAGCGCCCGUCCAAUUCGAAAAAAGCUAAAACGAAGCAUUUCAUAAUGAUGUAUCUUAACACUGGAAGUGGCAUGCGACACCCGUAGUUAAACGUCGUUUCAAAAGGCCGGCAGGUAGGAAAUAUUUAUAAGAGUUGAUCUACCCUAACCUCUAUCAAUGACAGUUAGAUGGUCACUGGGGAAUACGAAUCACCAAUUGAUUUCGAAGAAAUCAGCAAAGUCAAC
Molecule: messenger RNA, 2195 nt
Organism: Pseudo-nitzschia multistriata
Lineage: Eukaryota; Bacillariophyta; Bacillariophyceae; Bacillariales; Bacillariaceae
Source: the annotation of a GenBank genome assembly